AUGGAGAAGGUAGGGUUCGUCGGGGGGAGGCAACUUACGUAGGUAUUCAGCUGGCGGACGAAGGAGGAGAAGUUGCUGUGCUUGAAGAAGACCGGGAGGAGGUCCCGGGAGAACUCCGCCAUCUUCCACACGACGAAGCCGUUGCCUUCCUCGUUCCAGGAGAUAACCUCGUCGGUGCCCGCGUCCUCCACCAUCUGGUGGGUCUUCACCAGGAACGGCGCUGGCCCGCCGCCGUUUUUUGCCAGAGCCUGCAUGUGGCGGCGAUGGGAAAAGAGCGGAGAGAUAUGGUGGUGCAGGAUCGCCGGAGGAGGAAAGGAGGAGGAGGAAAGGAGGAGGAGGAAAGGAGGAGGAGGAAAGGAGGAGGAGGAGGAGGAGGAAAGGAGGAGGAGGAGGAGGAGGAGGAGGAGGAGGAGGAGGAGGAGGAGGAGGAGGGAGAGGAGAUGGUGCUGCUCGAUCGAUCAACCGGAGAAGACGAGGAGGGCCGUGA
Spirodela intermedia is the source of this 487-nucleotide messenger RNA. Lineage: Eukaryota; Viridiplantae; Streptophyta; Magnoliopsida; Alismatales; Araceae. The record is from the annotation of a GenBank genome assembly.